Molecule: messenger RNA, 1888 nt
Organism: Exophiala oligosperma
Lineage: Eukaryota; Fungi; Ascomycota; Eurotiomycetes; Chaetothyriales; Herpotrichiellaceae
Exons: 2
Coding region: 1303-1635 (110 amino acids)
Source: RefSeq, a predicted model, not a curated record
CGGGUUCCCAUUCAACAAGCCACGCAUCACCCACACAAAAACCCCCUCCAAAAGAGGAAUCACGGCAUUAUUAUUUCACUCGCACACCACGAGUCACUUUACCUCCCGGCACGGCAUCCUUUCGCGAAAAAAAACACGCGGCUCGCUUCGAACGAGGGAUGGAGGAUCCUUUUGCUCGUAUAAACGGUUGACGAAUCAUGUUGGGUUUUCGGCACUGGUGUACCAAGCAACCCGUCACGAUUAAGAAUCUUACGGCGCCUCCAAAAUUGUCUCCAUCACGACUAAGUCCGUACUGUAUAAACCAUCGAGAUCAUCAUCCAGUUUUGCCGAAAAGAGAGAGACCCAACAACAGAAAAAAAAUACUUGUCAUCCUUCCCGUCCAUUAGUCUAACCGCCCAUACAUACAAUACGAAGUAAGCACCUAGUUGGUGAGUGAUUACUGGCACUUUGUACUCGUACAAUACAAGCACCUGGAAUCUUCCGUCUUCUUUAUUGUCCGUGUGUUUCGGCUCCACGUGGUAUCCGAGUCCCUUGUGCUUGAAGUGUUUAACCUGUUUCAGCCACAACCAUCACGUACACAAUGUACACUAUGGACUUUUUUCCCUACUACUUCACCCUCGCAAGUGACUUGCCGGGCCCCAGAGUGGCCUUUACAAAUCACCAUAUCCGGCGACCAAAAAACGUUUGACUCGCAUUUUGCGGGUUCGCUUGGAAAAAAUUUGGAAAUAAGGAAAAAUUGUGGCUUUUAACCGCCACCCGGGUGAAUGGUUCAAUGAAUGAUGGAAUUGGAAAUACAAAUCAUUGGAUGGAAAACUCCUUCAUCUGGUCUAGAGAACACCCCCAUGUUUAUGGAGUGAAAGUCAUCCACCAACCUGAAUGAUACUUUUCCCGCGCGGUCAGUCCGAGGGGCUUUUGGGUACGAGUAAUGACUGAUAGGGGGGGGGAGGGCGCUUCCUUGACAACUCCUCACUCACUCAGCUCACACCUCCUGGUUUUGGCGCCCGGCCUGUCAACCAUGCAUAGGCGGCACAUGGGAGACCAAUGAAAUAAUGACACUUCUUUUUGAUCGCUGCUGUUCCGAAACCACAAUGCAUGCUGCAGGAGAAAGAUCUUUUGGUGAGACUACUGUCACUCGCGAAAUCUGCUUGGUUCGUCUCGAAUCACAAUACUGAUGCUGUUACUAUUGCUAUUCUUAUAUUUUUAUUCAUCCAAUUACGGGAUACUAGAAAAAAAAGGGAGAACUGUACAGUCAGGGUUCCAAUUCAUACAAUACAGGUACGACUUACAAACGUAGGGGUAUGAAUGAGUGCUACGAGUAUUGAUUCAAGUUCUGGCUAUCGCUUGUGCUUAUCGAUAAAGCCGCCCUUUGUUAUCCGUUAUCGCCCAUAUCGAUAUCGCUUUCGCUUACUGCGUGGAUUGGGGAAGACAGGCGAAACACCGGCUGGGCGGUGGAUCUUGUCUCUGAUCCGGGGAAGUUUCCAGACCAUUAGUUUGGCUUGCCUGAGGUACUGUAUGAAUAAUUCGAAAAGGACGACGACGACGACGACGACGACGACGACAACUUACAGUACCAAGAAGCUAGACUCAGCCCCCCAAACAUCCCCCUUUACUUUACGAAUACCCUCCACUCAAUAACCUCUUUGUGCCUUGCUUACCCGGGCAAAUCAAAAACCCCGGCGAUGCAAGACCGGAGCAAUCCAUCCACAUGUGCUUACGUUCGCAACUUGGCGAGUAUUUUUGUCUUUUAAACCAAGAGAAAGGAACGGUUUCCUAAAGGGGGUUGGAGUAGACGAGCCACACAAAUACUGAAAGCCGAAAGAGGGCAUGAGACAAAGGAGUGUGAGAUGAUAGUGUGGUUCGUGGAUGACAAGAUGUCCCGUGGCUUGCG